Paraglomus occultum is the source of this 1146-nucleotide messenger RNA. NCBI's taxonomy places the organism in Eukaryota, Fungi, Glomeromycota, Glomeromycetes, Paraglomerales, Paraglomeraceae. The record is from the annotation of a GenBank genome assembly.
AUGCAGCUUCAAAACUCUCGCAGUAAUCUUUAUACAACCCCUACUUCAGCUCGUUCCUCCACUCGCUCUCUCGCCUUCUUUUCGCUUCUCUUAGUUGUACUUGUUUUCCCGCACGUUGUUGCAUCGGCAGACACCUGCGAACGAACAUUUGUUACUUCUAAAUGUUCGCAAUGCGAGAACGCCAUCUUCUCCAUAGAUGAUACUUUACAAUCCAUUUGCCCUCCUCCACCAGCUCCCGAUGCUAUAGUUAAUUCCUAUUCUCCAGCUGGGAUAAACACUACGGAACUGGACAAUUUUUGUUUAAACAUGAAUGACUGUAACGAAACAAAGUAUAUCGAAUUUUACAAGCAGCUUGAACAAAUUUGUGAAGAUGAGCUAAACGGUGACGUGAACAUGUUCUCAGGCCUUUUGUCAAUAAUAAGCGAUGGGUUUUGGAAUGCCUAUUUUAUGGUACCGAGGCGGCAUAGUGUCUGUUUGAAAGAUAGUAAUGGAGACUAUUGCACGUCAGAUCAACUUACCACUGCCUGGUCUGUUGUCGGAGAUCGCAACGGCAAUGCAUCAACUCUUUACGUCUUUGCUCAGAUUCCACCCUUGGGUACGAUCACAUAUGGCACGAACUACCAUGAUCGUCGGGAUAUUCCCUUCCCCCAAGAUACAAUAUGUGGAGAUUGUUUUGCGCGCGCAGUUAGCAUAUUCGAGAAUUAUACCAAUUCCCAUAACGUUUCCAGUUCACAAGUACAGAGUCUGUUAUUGGACGACGUUUCUAGUGGGAGGCAAGCCAUUGAUGAUAGCUGUUCAAAUUUGAAGACGAAAAAGAGAUAUUGGAAUGAAGAAUACAGUAUGGCAAAUGCCGGAAUGCGUGGCGUGAAGGCGUAUGACGUUAUGAUGUGGUGGAAACUGCUGGUAGAUGAAGCGCUGGUAGAUGAAGUAGAUGAAGUCGGCUUGCUGCUGUUGGCUGCUGGUGUGCUAGCUGGCGGAGAUGGAGUAGACGAACCAGCAGGCGUCGUAGUGGCACCAUUGGGAGUUGUAGUAGCGCCGUCCGUAGGUGUAGUAGCGCCGUCCGUAGGUGUAGUAGCGCCGUCCGUAGGUGUAGUAGCGCCGUCCGUAGGUGUAGUAGCGCCAACCGUAGAUGUAGUAGCGCCAUAA